GCACGAACAGAUAACAAAAUAGAGGUAAACCUGAAGAAAGCAGUGGAGAAGAAGCAAAGAAAGAAGCACUUGACACAUAGGAAAGGACGUGGUAGAAGUUUGCAUGCUCUCGGUCACGCAACCUUCGUGCAUUCCCAAAACCCUAAAACCCUUCAUUCCCCUUCCGUCUCCGGCCAUGAAGGACCGCCGCGCGCUGUCCUCCUAUGGCUCCGUUUACAUUCCGCCGCACCACCGUUUGCGCUCCGUUGCUAAUUUCAACAACUCACCCUCUCCGUUUCGCGCCAAACCCCACGAAAACCCUACACACACCAUUUCUACUCUGCAACCGCCGUUCACGGAACGAGUUACCGAUAAGGCACGUUCGCGCUUCGUUUCUGCUUAUGACGAUACCGUUUCCGAGGAAGGCUCCGAUCAUGAAUUCGAACUUCCCUCAGUAGUGCGUGUUUCCAAAUUUGCUUGUCCUAAUGCUUCGCUUGAUGAUAACACUGACGAGUGGAAGCGGAAAUUUACCGUGCUCUUAAAUGACAAGAGUAAGCACGAAUUAAUCUCGAGAGAGAAAAGGGAUAGGCGUGAUUUUGAUCGAAUAGCAGUUAUUGCAAGCGGAAUGGGAUUGUAUAGCCAUAUCUAUGCUAAGGUUGUUGUCUUCAGUAAGGUCCCACUUCCAAAUUACAGAUAUGAUUUGGACGAUCGGAAGCCUCAGAGGGAGGUGAGCUUGUCUUUCACCACAUUUACCCGUGUUAAGGAGCAUUUUGAGGAAUAUCUUAGCCAAAAAUCCAGGAUGAACAAAAGCUGUUUGGAUUUUUCAUCUGCAAGAUCCAGCAGUAAUUGCAGUAUUGGUAUGGAUGAGGGGCUUUUUGAGCAACCUGAGCCACUAGCAUCAAGUAAGGGUGUUAUGGAGAAAAUUGUUUGGCAGAGGAGCUUACAAAUGCGUGAUCAGCAGCAAGCUUGGCAGGAAUCUGCUGAAGGAAGUAGAAUGCUAGAAUUUCGCAGAAGUCUCCCGGCUUAUAAAAAGAAAGAAGACAUAUUAUCAGUCAUAUCAAGGAAUCAGGUAGUUAUCAUUUCAGGCGAAACAGGUUGUGGCAAGACAACACAAAUUCCACAAUUCAUUUUAGAAUCUGAGAUAGAAUCAGUUCGUGGAGCUUCUUGUAAUAUCAUAUGCACACAGCCCAGACGCAUUUCAGCCAUGUCAGUUUCUGAAAGAGUGGCCUAUGAGAGGGGAGAGAAAUUGGGCGAAUCUGUUGGAUAUAAAGUUCGACUUGAGGGUAUGAAAGGGAGAGAUACCCAUCUUCUCUUUUGCACCACAGGCAUUUUAUUAAGAAGAUUACUAGCAGAUAGAAAGUUAAAAGGCGUAACUCAUGUUAUUGUGGAUGAAAUUCAUGAGCGUGGGAUGAAUGAAGAUUUUCUGCUUAUUAUCCUUAAAGAACUCCUUCCCUUUCGGCCAGAACUGAAACUGAUUUUGAUGAGUGCUACCCUAGAUGCAGAGCUCUUUUCUUCAUACUUUAAUGGGGCUCCGACUAUGUUUAUUCCUGGCUUCACAUACCCCGUCAAAACCCAUUUUUUGGAGAACAUUCUUGAAAUGACGGGCUACAGAUUAACUCCUUAUAAUCAAAUUGAUGAUUAUGGUCAAGAAAAGAUGUGGAAAAUGAACAGACAGGUCCCAAGAAAGAGGAAAAGUCAAAUUGCUUCUGCGGUAGAGGAUGCAAUUAGAGCUGCUGAUUUCAAAGAUUACAGCCCACAUACACAGGAGUCUUUGUCAUGUUGGAAUCCUGACUGCAUUGGUUUUAGUCUCAUAGAAUAUAUUUUGUGCAAUAUAUGUGAGAAUGAAAGACCUGGUGCUGUUUUGGUUUUCAUGACUGGAUGGGAUGAUAUAAGCUGUCUGAAAGAGAAACUCCUGACUCAUACUGUCUUGGGAGAUCCAAACCGUGUUCUGUUGCUUACAUGUCAUGGCUCAAUGGCUAGCUCAGAGCAGAGAUUAAUAUUUGAAGAGCCUGAAGCUGGAGUAAGAAAAAUAGUGCUAACAACAAAUAUUGCCGAAACCAGUAUCACGAUAAAUGAUGUUGUCUUUGUUCUUGACUGCGGAAAAGCGAAAGAAACAUCGUAUGAUGCUCUGAACAACACACCUUGUCUGCUCCCUACAUGGAUUUCUAAGGUUUCUUCUCAACAAAGAAGAGGAAGAGCUGGUCGAGUACAACCAGGAGAGUGUUACCAUCUCUAUCCUAGAUGUGUGUAUGAUGCAUUUGCGGAGUAUCAAUUGCCAGAAAUUUUGAGAACACCUCUGCAAUCCCUCUGUUUACAAAUUAAAAGUUUAAGACUUGGAAGCAUAUCUGAGUUCUUGUCCAGGGCUUUGCAGUCUCCUGAGAUACUUGCGGUACAAAAUGCAAUUGAAUAUUUAAAAAUAAUUGGAGCUUUGGAUGAGACUGAGAAUCUCACUAUUCUAGGGCGCUAUUUGACAAUGCUUCCUAUGGAACCCAAACUUGGCAAGAUGCUAAUAUUAGGUGCUAUUUUCAAUUGCCUGGAUCCCAUAUUAACUGUUGUUGCUGGUCUUAGUGUGAGAGAUCCUUUUCUAACACCGUUGGAUAAAAAAGAUCUUGCAGAGGCUGCAAAAACUCAAUUCUGUGGUGCAUAUAGUGACCACCUUGCACUUGUAAGGGCACAUGAAGGUUGGAAAGAUGCUGAAAUGGACAUGGGUGGAUAUGAAUACUGUUGGAAAAACUUUCUUUCCUUACAAUCCAUGAAAGCUAUUGAUGCUCUGCGGAGAGAGUUCAUAUGCCUGCUCAAGGAUACCGGAUUAGUUGAUAGUAACGCAGCCAGCUGCAAUGCAUGGAGCUCAGAUGUAAAUCUUAUCCGAGCAGUUAUUUGCUAUGGCCUAUAUCCUGGAAUUGCUUCUGUUGUGAAUAAUGAGAAAUCAUUCUCUUUGAAAACAAUGGAGGAUGGACAAGUGCUCCUAUAUUCGAACUCAGUGAAUGCUCGGGAAACUAAAAUUCCAUAUCCAUGGCUUGUUUUUAACGAGAAGAUAAAAGUGAACUCGGUUUUUCUCCGCGACUCUACAGCUGUGUCUGAUUCAAUGGUGCUUCUGUUUGGAGGAAGCUUAUUGAAAGGAGAUGCUGAUAACCAUUUAAAAAUGUUGGGAGGAUAUCUUGAUUUUUUUAUGGAUCCGAGUGUUGUUGAAAUGUACCAGAGUAUACGGAGAGAACUCGAUGCCUUCAUUCAGAGCAAAUUAAUUUUUCCAAGAAUGGGCAUACAGUGGUAUCAUGAUCUCCUAUAUGCAGUACGGCUGCUGAUUUCCAAUGACAAAUGUGAAGGUAGAUUUGUAUUUGGUCGCCAGGUCCAUAAACCAUCUAAGAAAUCUAUUAUGUUGGCCUCACACCCAACCUUGGUUUCAAGGACUGAGAGUGGACCUGGGGGAGAUAAUUCUAAAAGUCAGCUCCAAACAUUGCUUACGAGAGCAGGAUGUGCAGCACCCGUCUACAAGACUAGACAAUUGAAGAACAAUCAGUUUCAGGCUGCAGUUGAAUUCAAUGGAAUGCAGAUAAUGGGUCAACCUUGUAACAAUAAAAAGAGUGCAGAAAAAGAUGCUGCAGCUGAGGCAUUGCAGUGGCUGAUGGGUGGAAAGCAAGCAGGCAGGGAGUAUAUCAAUCACUUGUCAAUGUUACUUAAGAAAAGUAAGAAGGAUCACAAUUAAGCGGUCAAAGUAAUAUGCUCAAUGCAAAGCUAAAAAGGACGUCUAAGGUUUCAUGGGGCAUUGUUACUAUGAAGUCCUGGAUCAUUGAGUCAAUUUGUCCACCAUCAACCACAUUGAAUUUGAAGUUGAAAGAUUACUCAUUCUUUUAUUGGAGCAAGAUAAAAGAUCGUCCGCGAGCAUGAAGCAAGUAACUGUCAAUCAAGGCUUGAUGAUCCUUUUCCAGCAUCAGUGAGAAAAUUGACGGUUAGUGGCUGGGAGGGAUUAGUACAUAGCAUUCAUUAAAUGAGUUGGGUUGGCGAUGCGGGCGGUUGUGCACAUAUUCGGCGGGAAAUGAUGCUACACUCGAAUUCCAGUACAUUCACCCAUUCAUUUUGUACAGUGAUUAUCAUUUUUGACAGUAUUAAAAUCCUAAAUAUUCCAAUGUUGAGCCCAAAUGAACCUUUUUCUGGUCUUUUGUUCUUGGUCCGAGCAAAACCAGGUGAAAAAUUAAAGUAACCGGCCAAAUAAAUGGGAAUCUGAAACGAUUGUUCAGCAUCAAUAAAUUUUGGUUGGUGACAAAUAUGAGUUGAAAUUUAUCACAUUCUAAGUUGCUUUGAGAGGACAAGCCCUGAAAGGAAGCAAGUGUUGCCAGCUCAACAUUUGUUUGGAUUUUCAUUUCCAUAGCAAGAAACAGACUAUCAAUGUAAAGACACCACACUCAUGGAAUGAUUUGAAUGUUCUUUGGAAUGUGUAUUGGCGGUAAACCAAACAUGCAAGGGAAGUACAAAGAUUAUUUCAA
Molecule: messenger RNA, 4460 nt
Organism: Vigna unguiculata (cowpea)
Lineage: Eukaryota; Viridiplantae; Streptophyta; Magnoliopsida; Fabales; Fabaceae
Product: DEA(D/H)-box RNA helicase family protein
Cellular component (GO): nucleus; intracellular anatomical structure
Molecular function (GO): RNA binding; helicase activity; ATP binding
Source: RefSeq, a predicted model, not a curated record